AUGGUGUCUUUCAACAUCAUCUACAGUCUCGCGUGUCUGUUCUCUCUAGUCGCGCUUGCUGCUUGGAGGGUCGCCAAAUACGCCGAGAAGCAGCAGUGGUGGACGCUUCGCCUUCGUUUGUCAUUAUGGCAGCCAUAUAUCCUCACGGGGUGGAUUUCCUACAUAGCGCUCACCUUGAUCAUUGCACUCUAUGAUCUUCAGUGGGGUACUUUCGGCUUAGCAGUCCGACUUAGUUUGCCAGACCCUCUGAUUGCACUGCUUAUUGGUGCCAUCCUAAUCGUCGGCGUCGACUUUGCUUUGACUGCAUUCGAAACUCGUCACUAUUUGUCGAUCCGAUGGAAGGCUUGGACAGGUCCAAGUAGAACUGGUAUUCCACCGACAUCGGCGAAGUACAUUGGGACAUCGGAAGACUGGGUCGCUCUCGCACGAAAAAGCAAAAUUCAACAGCAUCCCGUUGAAAAAUUCGCUGGCUCUUUCUUGCUCCGAGACAGUCGCAUACUUCAGGAUCCAACUGACUUACUUCGUGCCACAGUCGCUCUCGAUCAGGACAAAAUUCCUCCAUGGUCGACUGGUUCGCAACAAGUGUCAGGCGUAUAUCAUCCCAUCGUCGAAAACCAAUCCGUUUCACUACUUUGGGGUGAACAUCUUGGGUUUCAGAGACGUUGCAGUCGCGGGAUCAUCUCCGUCCCUCCGAAUUUGCUCAAAACGUCACCUUUGCUGAAGUCGGGAUUGAGCGGGAAUGCUGUCUGCCUAGCAUACGGAAUUCUGGCGAGAAAUAAAGGCUUGGAACCUGCAUCGCUCAUCUGUAAUCUCCGGACGAAGAAUUCCUUUCGUGAAUUUGAAGAAAGUGGACAUUGGCCUCAUCCAGCGAAAACACUGCGAGGGUAUUAUUUCUCGGAAUUCAAUCGGACCUUUUCUCUCCUUGGUCCGUCUUAUGUCACGGCUGCAACUGAACUUGCCAUUUUACUCGCGGAUACGAGCCCUGCUUUAAUUGGUCACUGGUUGGAUUUGCAUUUGGAGCACCAGGAUUUAUUGUUCAAUCGAGAGCUACAUGCUUUGGGGGCGAGCGAGGAAGAUUUAAGACGGAUUUAUCGGGGACAUUAUGCGGCAAUGCUCGUCAGCUUAUGUCUUUAUCGUAAGGGCGUUCGAAUCCGCCCUGAAAUUACGGUUUUUGACGCAGUGUGUAAGCUCGAAGGUAUUGAGCAACCCUUCUGGGCAGGAUCUACCGAGAUGGAAGCGCGGAGACAGUGGGAGUUGGAUGAAUAUGGGCCUGAGCUGCAGCAGCUUGUGGCUGCCGUCAUCUGA
Messenger RNA from Penicillium longicatenatum, 1305 nucleotides. RefSeq lists its product as uncharacterized. The coding region runs from base 1 to 1305 and encodes 434 amino acids. NCBI's taxonomy places the organism in Eukaryota, Fungi, Ascomycota, Eurotiomycetes, Eurotiales, Aspergillaceae. The transcript has a single exon. The record is from RefSeq and is a predicted model, not a curated record.